AUGGAGAUUUAUAACGAAAAGAUUAGGUACAGAAAGAACUGCUCAAAACUUUGUUAAGUGAAGACUUUAGGGAUCUUCUGAAUACUAAUAACACUAAUUUAACGAUUCGACAAACUGAGGAAGGCAAAAGUUCGAUUCCUGGCUUGGAAGAAGUGACAGUGACUUCUACACAAGAAGUCUACGAUGUUCUGGCCAAGGGGAGGAAGAAUAAGGUGAUUUUUUGGGAAUUAGAUAAAGUUUUAGUUAAGAAACGAGCUUGUAUUUGAAAUUUCGUGUAAUUUGGAAAGGUAUUUUUAAAAUCGAAUUUUAAUUUUCUGCUCAAUAAACUAUGAAUUCUCAAACUUUCUAUGGGUUUGCUGAUUUUUCAAAUUGAAUUUCUUCAUGAUAGGGUUUUGGAUGAAACUCAAGAACUUUUUUGUUCAAGUUCAUGGAAAAUUGUCUCGUAAGUUUUUAAAUAAUGUAAAUUGUAACAUAGCGGCCUUUGUUAGGAGAAAUCAAGUUUAGCCGCUUUAGUUUUUCAUUUCAGAUGUUCUCUACCCUUUAUCUUUCAAGGGAGGUCAUUUUUUUGUUGCGUGUGAAAACUGCUUGAAAGUUAGCCAUUAUACUCAUUGGCGUACUAGGAAAAGAUCUGAAAUGUUUUAACCUGAUCAACUUCCUAUAUUUUCGAGUAAGGACACCUCUGAGUCAAAAAACCCAAAAAAUAGGCUUCUUGGGCCUUUGAGCUCUUAUUUCUUGAAAACUAAGAAGUUGUGUAGGUUGAGACUCUCAGGAUUUUUUCUGGUUAAUCGAUAAGAGUUCUGGCCAAUUUUUGAAAAAUUCCCAAUCUCAAAAUGAAAUGAACUACCUUGUGAUUAAAUUUAAAAUUUUCCAGAUUUUUAAUCAGUUUUUUUCUCAGGCCGUCGCUGCCACAGAGGCGAAUAUCGAGUCUAGCCGAUCCCAUGUUAUUGUUCGCGUAGUUGUUAGUGCAACGAACAGGAUAACUGGCAACUCAACUGUUGGGAGGCUGAAUCUGGUCGAUUUGGCCGGUUCGGAAAGGGUUUCCCAAACCAACGCCACUGGCCAGCUGCUGAAGGAGGCCCAGGCCAUCAAUAAGUAUGUAUUUUUACUCCUUUUUUCAGAAAGGUUAGAGACUUUUUGGGUUAUGGGGAGAGUCACUUAUUUAAAAUUCGUUAAUUUUUCGGCAUAAUUUGCAAUCUUGGAAGCUUCCUAACUGGAAAAAAAACGUUUCUUAGUUAAGAAUUGCUAGUAUAUAGUUGACAAGAACGCAAUAAAGACAAAAAGGAGCGGUCGAGUUAGUUCUGUUCGUAGUGAACAGAUCCGGACCGCUCCUACAACGAUCUUAUUGUUGUGGUCUUUCAGUCGAAGUGGAAUUUUUUUUGCCCGGUAUUUUUCGCCGCCUUUUAGAUGGAACGGGGACGGCGUCCCGUGAGAGUAGCCUUGCGACUACUCCUGCUGACCAACCGAUGACCCUUCGCUUAUAUACCCCUCUAUCCUGGUGCAUCCGACCCUACACGGCUUUGCCAUCUGCUCCGUUUCUUGUGCUCCAUGGAGACAGGUGGUCUUGGCGUCUCACAGGAGAGGUCAUCUAGGCGUCGGUGUGGAGAAUUUAUUGGAACUCGAGUUUAUCGUCAGUCUUCUCGCUUCGAAUGAAAUUUCGAGUUUCUAAAUAAGUUUUUAAAAAAGCUGAGACGUAUAAUCAGGGCAGAAGUAAGUUUGUAGCAUGUUCAAAAUGUCUUAUCACCUAUUUUUUUUUGCAGUUUUGAUGUUUCCCGUGUGUUUUACAACUUACGAACGAUAUUUGAAAAUUUCCCAUCAAUUCGAGGCUGUACUGAGCUUCUCGAAUCAUUGUAUGUUUAAUUUUUCAAGUUUUCUGAAGCCGUAGAAAGUUAAAAUUACCGUCAGUUCGGUAAAGAUUUCAGCGGGACUUAAUUCUUUACGAUGUUUUUGAAGUCAGCGGCUCUUUUAGAUUUUCAAAUAUCUAAAAAUAUUCUCAUAAUGAUUUCUCUUCAAUUUUUAAUACUUCUUAUUUGAAAAAAAGUCUUUUCAUUUGGCUUUGCUUGAUUUUUGAACUUCAACAAGAAACUGAAAAAUUUGGAGCGGUCGAAGUUGACAAGGCUCCCAGUACUACCUGGGAACCAAGUCCGGACCGAUCUCCUCCUUUUUUCUUCUUCUCGAUCUUUUCCUUUUUUCUUCUCGAUCUUCUUUUCUUCUUCUCGUCAAUCCUCGUAUGCGUAGCGAUUUGUUCGAGUGAUUUGAUGUGAUCGCGGGUGUCACCGUAGGGCUCCUCAUGAUCCAGGUGGUCUUCAAGAAGCGUCGGAACAGAUCGUCCUCGUCAGGAAAUGCUUCUGUCGCGCGAUUUGUAGAUCAUCUCGCUCAGGAUGGCCGUCCGGCUUCGUGGUGCUCAGGAGAUUUGCGAGUUUUUUCUGGCGUUGGUGUUCUGGAUAGGCUAUCGAGCCUCGUGGUGCAGGUCAUCGUUCUGGAGAUGUGUCUUCUGCGGAUUUUGCGGGAUAAUUGCGAUAAACGGGAUACUUCAAUGUAUUCAACGUGAUUCAGGGGUUGCGACUCUCUUGUCGGGCGGAGCGCCUGCCCGGUCGUCUGCCUCCGUCGUUCUGCUUUUUAUACCCCCUCGAGCGGCUGUGUCCGACUCGCAGCGACUUUCGCCCUCGUAUUCGUUUCUCGUUGUCUCUAUGUCUCGGCACGCGGCUGGAGGGCGAUUUUCUCCACUCUAUGUGUUAAUAGUGGUCGCCUUUCGUCGACUUUUGGAGGUUUUCAACCUUUUUCCGUUUGAGUUGGCGAGUGGGAAAGAGAUGUUCAAUGAAUUUGUUUGAAGUUCAAAUGAGGCCUAACAGGUUUAACAUCUAAAGCGCUUUUUAAAGGUCUCAAGCGAAUCGUUAAUUACAUGGAACUAUAAUAUAUUAGAUAUAAGGCUCUAAAAGUCCCAAGUAGAGAACCAGGCCUGCAGCCUAUAAUUUGCAACUUUGGGUUUUUUCAUCUUCGGAACUGGAAUUUCGAGCAAUUAGUACCUUUGAAAAGGUGAAAAAAAAUCACAGAACAUAAAAAUGUGAUCAUCAUAAUCAUUUAUUCAAUACGAAUAAUAAUACAGUUCAAGGGCCGAAGAGACCUCUAACAGAACCAAUUUCCAAAAAGGGAAAUUUAAACAUUGAAAACAGCAACAAACCGUUUAAAAGUUAGAAGAUAUUUUAAGAAAGUCAGCGAGAAGAUGGGGGCUGUUUUCUAAAUAGAUUUUGAAUCGCAUAGAAUCAUUACAUAGAUCAAAUACAACAUCGGGAAGGGAGUUCUAAACAUUAAUUAUUCUGAUACUAAAAAACGAGGCAACGAUGUUACUAUUAUGUCUUAUAUUUGAACGUAAAUAAUAGCGAUGGCGACGCAGCGCACGGACACGGGGGAAAAAGAAGAGACUAUCGAAAUCAAUGGGGACUUCUCUAAGUACAAUUUUAUAAACAAGAGACAUGUCAAAGAUGAGGCGUCUUGUCUCAAGAGUUUUGAGACUAUUUUUUCAGAUAAACAAGUGAAAUAAGAGUGGUAGGGCAAGCCACAACGAUGGUAAGCUCGGAAAAAGAAACUUUUUCUGAACACCUUCAAUCAAACAAAUAUUGUGAGAGUCAAUUGGAGCAUAGACUACAGAACAAUAAUCAAUAAUAGGACGAAUAUACACUUCAAAGCAUUUUUAAAUACAAUGAAAGCUCAGUGGAUCGAAACACGUUAAACAUAACAUUUAUGCGACAUUUACACCGUCUGCAGAUUUCAGAUAUAUGAUCAUUGAACUUAAGGUUAUUUGAGAAAACUACACCAAGAUCUCGAACUGAAAGUUUAGGCUGUAAAGCCAUGUUUGAAAUUUUAUAAGAAAUAUUUGGGUUACGUUUUUCCGAAAUGAAUAGAAUAGCAUUUAGUUGGAGCUAUAGCCAUUUGCCAUGUUGAACACCAGUUUUCAAGUAAUUUGAGGUCUUCUUCGAUGACAGUAGAACUAGAGGUUUUUGUGAGCGAAGAAAAAAUUUUUAAAUCGUCAGCAUAGAGAAGGGGCGCAGAGCGAAAGUUAUCCGUAAUGUCGUUAAUAAAAAGUAGAAACAGAAGGGGUCCGAUGACCGACCCCUGGGGUACGCCGGAGAGUACAGGAGCGGGGUCGGAAAGUACUCCAGAAAGAGAAACACACUGCACACGAUUAGUCAAGUAGGAUUCGAUCCAGCCAAGAAGAGGACCACAAAUGCCGUAAAAUUGAAGCUUGUAAACAAGUUUAGCAUGAGAGACAGUAUCAAAAGCCUUGCAAAAGUCAAUAUAGAUAGCGUCCGUGCAAAGGUUACUGAGACGUGUCCAAAUUGGUUAGAGUUUAGAAAAAAAAAAAGAUGGAAAAAAAAAUUUGGAGCGGUCGAAGUUGACAAGGCUCCCAGUACUACCUGGGAACCAAGUCCGGACCGAUCUCCUCCUUUUUUCUUCUUUUCUUCCUCCUCUCUCUUCGGCGCAGAUCUUCCUCGUCAGGAAAUGCUUCUGGCCCUCUCGAUUUCUGAGUUGGUCGUCGUGCUUGAGAGCUGUCGACGAGAUCAUGAUGCUUCCAAGCCUCGCGCUGCAGGUCAUCGAUUUGAACAUCUGCGACUGGGAUAGACAUCGAGUUUCGCGGUUGCAGGACGUCGUCUGCUAUCAGGAAGCUCAUCUGAGUUGUUCCGCGGUGCAGAUCAUCAUUGGCGAUGUUCAAUCUGCCUUCACUGUGUACAGCAGUUUUUCAACUCCCGAUUGGAGUGAUCGUCGUCAGGAUCGUCUGACGAAAUACGCUUCAAGCGUUUACGGCGUCGGGCUCCGAACGAGCUCAGUAGACGGCGUCAGGAUGCUUCCAAGCCUCGCGCUGCAGGUCAUCGAUUUGAACAUCUGCGACUGGGAUAGACAUCGAAAAUUCGCGGUUGCAGUACCUCUGCUAUCAGUUCAUCUGAUUUUUUCCGCGGUGCAGAUCAUCAUUGGCAAUGUUCAAUCUGCCUUCACUGUGUACAGCAGUGAGUGGGACUCCGGUUGGAGUUUGGUGACUCUCUUUUUGGGCCCAGUCGUCUGCCUCCGUCGCUCUGCUUUUUAUACCCCCUUAGGCUAUUGUGUCCGACUCUUGCCGACUUUCGCCUUGACGGUACUUGUACCCUUGUCUUUGAAUUUCUUUAUCAGUUCCUCUGUGUCUCUACACGCGGCCGGAUUGCUUUUUCCUCAAUGUGGCAGCCUUUUGAGUUGUUAUUGAACGAAUUUCAUUGAUUUUUGAACGCUUCAAACAUUUUUCGAAAUUUUAAAUCGCAAAAAAUAAUCUCUUGGGUGUCUGGUAAGACAGGAUUUUUUGGAGCUUUGAUUUGUGAUUUCUUUUUUUCUCAGUUUUGGAAAUUUAUUUAUAAGAGUACCGAAAAGCUCCCUUUUUGACUUUCUUGAAACCUACCUUGAUAGUCCUGCUUUUUGGGCAUAUCGUCUCUGAAUCGAAAUAUUUCCACAAAAAGUUUGUUCAGUUGAAACUUUUGUUUGAAUUUUUUUGUUUAAUUUUUCUUCUUCCUGGGAAUUUUUAGGGUAGCUCUGCUUGUUCUUUUUUUGUUGAUUCAAUGGUUAAUUUUUUCAAGCCGAUUUUAAUAUAGAUGAUAAUUUUAUAUCAAAUUAAUUUUUUCAGAUCUCUCUCCGAGCUGGGGAAUGUCGUAUUGGCUCUGCGCCAGAAUCAGAAGCACAUUCCGUUUAGGAAUUGUCAGCUGACUCGGAUUCUCGAGGACAGUUUGAGUGAGUUCCAAUCAACACUUGAAAAAUGACCAAUUUUGAAGAAAAGAAGUUUCUCUGGAAAAUUAGAAUGUAACUGAACAUAGUCGUAGCAAUUCCACAAAGUGAUGUAAAGUGAGCUUCCUGUAUUCUGGGCAAAAAAAUUCUAUCUGUAUGUUUUCUCCGCGCUUUUUCGAGCCCGAUUUUUAAAUAUUAGAGAUAUCAGGCGACAAAAUGAGAGGAAGAGCGUGUUAAGGACGGAGAUUCUUCCUAUAUAAAUUUUCAGACUGCUCAUAGAUGAAAAAAAAAUUUUUGGAUCAAGCUGAUUUUUUAAUAUUUAUAGUUAAAGGAAAUACUAAAAAAAUACCGCUUUUUUUCAACCGGUCCAGCUUAUAAAUACAGAAAAAAAUAAUUAUUCUGAUGUGCCCGCAGGUGGUGAAGACGUUGUAGGGGUAGCUUUAAUUUUUUUAGACGUUGAAAGAAAAUAUAUUUUUUUCAAAGAACAAAAAAAGUUGUAAUGAAGCUUUUUACGUAAAACUUGCGAGAGCUGUAUAUAAGAUACUAGAAUAAGCUAGAAGGACUUAUCUAGAAAUCACAGAAAAGGCUAAACUAUGUACAGAAGUUUGUAGGAUUGAAAAAGUUCCAACGUCUUCAUUUUCAGAUGGGGACAGCAAAACCCUGGUGAUAGUUCACUUAUCCCCGGAUAUUUCAAGCGUCAACGAAUCAAUCAGCAGCGUGAAUUUCGCUGAGAAGAUCGGACAGGUCAAUAACCGGUCAGGAACACUUCGGAGGGAUCCAGUCAGGAGAAGCUUGACUGGAGUCAAGUAAUAUCCUCUUUAGAACCAAAAAUCCCGAUUGACAAAUUCCAGAAAAGACCUCACAGCUUCACCGAGGAAAUGA
Molecule: messenger RNA, 6621 nt
Organism: Caenorhabditis auriculariae
Lineage: Eukaryota; Metazoa; Nematoda; Chromadorea; Rhabditida; Rhabditidae
Source: the annotation of a GenBank genome assembly